AAUUCAUAACCACUCAAAAAAACGAUACUCUGUAAUUCACUUAUGGCCAGGCCGGCACUCCAAGCCCCAAUAUAGGAGAAGGAGAGGACCCAUAUAAAAGUAAGCCAAGCCAACCAAGCUCCAUGAUAUAUUAUUUGCCAUUUGACCAAGCAAAAACGACCCUGAAAAAUAUAAUUUCUAUAUCCAUUCAUUUAUCAAUGCUCCGGCAAAAUCCACUUUUCUCUCAUCAAUGCUCCAGCAAAUUGUCAUUUGUCUGCAGUUGAUCAAUAUAUGAAACCCAAAACUCCAAAAACUGUUUUGUCUUUGUCACCCCACCAUUGCCGUUCUCCUUGUGUACUUAUUAGAUGAUUAUAUCCUCAUCCUCCUCCGCCAGCCAAUCCCUCCUCCCAUAUCAAAACACUUCCCUUUUCCCCUUUUAUGACCAAGUUUUCUUUUCCUCUCUAGAUUAAAUCUCAUUUUCUACUGACCCACUUGAAAAUUCCAAUAACCCACUUGGUUUCUCUAUAAAUUUAAGCAAAACCCAUCAACAAAGAGACUCAAGACUCCACCUUUUCUCUCAUCCACACCACAUCCUCCUCAACACGUUUCCAGGUCGAUUUCUUCAGACCCACCUCAAUAUUCCAAAAACCCACAUGUUUGUCUAUAAAUUAGCCCACAACCCAUAAACAAAAAAUACUCAAAAGACGACUUCGCCUUUUCUCUUCUCCAAAACCACAUCCACCUCAAAUUUUCCAAGAUCAAUUUCUACAGUCCCACCCCCCAAAACCCAUCAACAAAAAGGCUGAAAGGCUCCACCUUUUCUCACAACACUUCAAAACUAGAAAGAAAAAAACAGAGCAAAAUGAGAGAAUAUUGGACUUCUCUAGCAUCGCUACUUGGUGUACUGGCCUUCUGCCAGAGUCUCCUCCAGGUUGUGUUUCCACCAGAACUCCGAUUCGCAACUCUCAAGUUCUUCAACCGGAUCUUCCACAUGUUCUCCUCUUACUGCUACUACGACAUCACAGAAAUCGACGGUGUCAACACAAACGAACUCUACAACGCCGUACAACUCUACCUGAGCAGCUCUGCAUCAAUCACUGGUAACCGAUUGAGCCUCACUCGAGCACUCAAUUCAAGCGCCAUUACUUUCGGUCUCUCCAACAAUGACUGCAUCUUCGACACCUUCAACGGCGUCGUUGUGUUGUGGGAACACGUGGUCACGCAAAGACAGUCGCAAACCUUCUCUUGGCGACCUAUGCCGGAAGAGAAACGUGGGUUCACUCUCCGAAUCAAAAAGAAGGACAAGACUCUGAUUCUUGAUUCCUAUUUGGAUUACAUAAUGGAGAAGGCCAAUGACAUCAGACGAAAGAAUCAGGACCGUCUCUUGUACACAAAUUCCAGAGGAGGAUCGCUUGAUGCGAGAGGGCAUCCAUGGGAGUCUGUACCGUUUAAGCAUCCGAGCACUUUUGAUACUCUGGCUAUGGACCCAGUCAAGAAAAAGGAAAUCAUGGAUGAUUUGAAGGAUUUCGCGAAUGGUCAAGUUUUUUAUCAGAAAACAGGAAGGGCUUGGAAGAGAGGGUAUUUGCUUUAUGGUCCUCCUGGUACUGGUAAAUCAAGCAUGAUUGCUGCCAUGGCUAAUUUUCUUGGUUAUGAUAUUUACGAUCUUGAAUUGACAGAGGUGCACAACAAUUCUGAGCUAAGAAAACUCUUGAUGAAGACUAGUUCAAAGUCAAUAAUUGUGAUUGAGGACAUUGACUGUUCAAUCAAUUUGACUAAUAGACAGAAGAGCGGUAAUUCCAAUUCCAGCUCAAAGAAUUCACACGACCCCGAAAUGGGAUCCGGGUCUGUUGGCAAUGGUGGUGGUGAUGAUGGGAACAAUAAUUCAAUUACCCUUUCUGGUUUAUUGAAUUUCACUGAUGGGUUAUGGUCUUGUUGUGGGAGUGAGAGGAUUUUUGUGUUCACAACCAACCACAUUGAGAAGCUAGACCAUGCAUUGCUUAGGAGUGGAAGGAUGGAUAUGCACAUUUUCAUGAGCUACUGCUCGUUCCCUGCAUUGAAGAUCUUAUUGAAGAACUAUUUGGGUUAUGAGGAGGAAGACAUUGAGGAUGAAUUAUUGAAGGAAAUGGAGAUUGUUGUUUAUAAGGCAGAGAUGUCACCAGCUGAUGUUAGUGAAGUUUUGAUAAAGAACAGGCGCAAUAAGGACAAGGCAGUGAGGGAGUUGUUGGAGGCGUUGAAGGAGAAGGCAGAGAAGAAUUUGAAGAGAAAGGAAGUGAGGGAGAGGAAACAGAAUGGUGUGGAAGAGGAAGAGGAAGAGGAGGAGCAGGAGAAGAGGGCUUUAGAGAGUCCUAAAGAAGGUUGUGAGUUUGAGGAGAUUAGUGUUAAGAAAGGGGAGGAUGUUGAUGCUGCUGCUGAUGAUGAUGAGAAAAUCAAAUGAUACAAGUAAUGGUAUGUUGGGUUCUAGUUUUGCUUUCUUCUUAAUUUGCAUUUGUGUUGCAUAUGAAAAGGGGAUAUGAUUUGGUUCUUUUUAGAGUAUUGAAUGAAUCUUUGAGAUUUUCUUGAUGGCAAGUGGUAUUGUUAGGACAAUGUUAUUAUUUCCAUUUUCUCCCCAAAUUUUAGUAAUAUCCAUGAUCCAUCAUAUGGAUAGAUUCAAUAAUGGAGUUAAUAUUAUUAAAUAGUUAGAAAUGCUA
Messenger RNA from Tripterygium wilfordii, 2666 nucleotides. Its product is annotated as AAA-ATPase At5g57480-like. Gene Ontology annotation, molecular function: ATP binding; ATP hydrolysis activity. The transcript has a single exon. Lineage: Eukaryota; Viridiplantae; Streptophyta; Magnoliopsida; Celastrales; Celastraceae. The record is from RefSeq and is a predicted model, not a curated record. Bases 842 to 2413 code for a protein of 523 amino acids.